AUGCCCACUUCUGGAACUACUAUUGAGUUGAUUGACGACCAAUUCCCAAAGGAUGAGUCCACCACUGGCGGUAUCGUCGAUGAAGUCGACUUGACCGAGGCCAACAUUCUGGCCACUGGUUUGAACAAAAAGGCCCCAAGAAUUGUCAACGGGUUUGGUUCGCUGAUGGGUUCCAAGGAGAUGGUCUCCGUGGAAUUCGACAAGAACGGGAAGGAAAAGUCUAACUUGGACCGCCUGUUGGAGAAGGACAUUCAAGAGAAGGAACAAGCUAAAACCAGAAUUCACAUUUCUGAACAAGCGUGGACUUUGAACAACUGGCACCAACAUUUGAACUGGUUGAACAUGGUCCUCGUUUGUGGUAUGCCAAUCCUUGGUUGGUACUUUGCUCUUUCCGGUAAAGUCCCUCUGCAUUUAAACGUUUUCGUUUUCUCCUUUUUUUACUACGCCGUCGGUGGUGUUUCCAUCACUGCAGGUUACCAUAGAUUAUGGUCUCAUAGAUCUUAUUCCGCCCACUGGCCUUUAAGAUUAUUCUACGCCGUCUUCGGUUGUGCUUCCGUCGAAGGUUCCGCUAAAUGGUGGGGCCACUCCCACAGAAUUCACCAUCGUUACACUGAUACCUUGAGAGAUCCUUAUGAUGCUCGUAGAGGUCUAUGGUACUCCCACAUGGGUUGGAUGCUUUUGAAACCAAAUCCAAAGUACAAGGCUAGAGCUGAUAUCACCGAUAUGACUGAUGACUGGACCAUUAGAUUCCAACACAGACACUACAUUCUGUUGAUGCUUCUAACCGCUUUCGUCAUUCCAACUCUUGUCUGUGGUUACUUCUUCAACGACUACAUGGGUGGUUUGAUCUACGCCGGUUUUAUUCGUGUCUUUGUCAUUCAACAAGCCACCUUUUGCAUCAACUCCAUGGCUCAUUACAUCGGUACCCAACCAUUCGACGACAGAAGAACCCCUCGUGACAACUGGAUUACCGCCAUUGUCACCUUCGGUGAAGGUUACCAUAACUUCCAUCACGAAUUCCCAACUGAUUACAGAAACGCUAUCAAGUGGUACCAAUACGAUCCAACUAAAGUCAUCAUCUACUUGACAUCCUUGGUUGGUCUAGCAUACGAUUUGAAAAAAUUCUCCCAAAACGCUAUUGAAGAAGCUUUGAUUCAACAAGAACAAAAGAAGAUCAACCAAAAGAAGGCCAAGAUAAACUGGGGUCCAGUGUUGACUGAUUUGCCAUUGUGGGACAAACAAACCUUCUUGGCUAAAUCUAAGGAAAACAAGGGUUUGGUUAUCAUCUCUGGUAUCGUUCACGACGUAUCUGGCUAUAUAUCUGAGCAUCCAGGUGGUGAAACUUUAAUUAAGACUGCAUUAGGUAAGGACGCUACUAAAGCUUUCAGUGGUGGUGUUUACCGUCACUCAAAUGCCGCUCAAAACGUCUUGGCUGACAUGAGGGUGGCUAUCAUCAAGGAAAGUAAGAACUCUGCUGUUAGAAUGGCUAGUAAAAGAGGUGAAGUUUACGAAACUGGUAAGUUUUUCUAA
Saccharomyces kudriavzevii IFO 1802 is the source of this 1530-nucleotide messenger RNA. It is a transcript of the gene OLE1, whose product is annotated as stearoyl-CoA 9-desaturase. The coding region runs from base 1 to 1530 and encodes 509 amino acids. Gene Ontology annotation, biological process: unsaturated fatty acid biosynthetic process. The record is from RefSeq and is a predicted model, not a curated record. Gene Ontology annotation, cellular component: endoplasmic reticulum membrane. The transcript has a single exon. Gene Ontology annotation, molecular function: heme binding; iron ion binding; stearoyl-CoA 9-desaturase activity. NCBI's taxonomy places the organism in Eukaryota, Fungi, Ascomycota, Saccharomycetes, Saccharomycetales, Saccharomycetaceae.